Molecule: messenger RNA, 660 nt
Organism: Adineta ricciae
Lineage: Eukaryota; Metazoa; Rotifera; Eurotatoria; Adinetida; Adinetidae
Source: the annotation of a GenBank genome assembly
AUGGAUCGUAUCAAAAUAGGCAUUCUUGGUAUAAGUGAAUUCAAAUGGGCAGGAAAUGGUCAUUUCACAUCUGGAGGCAACGAAGUCUAUUACUCUGGCAGUCAAAACACCAGGAAAAACGGAGUGGCCAUCGUAUUAAACAAGAAACUCGUAAAUUCGGUAACCAGAUACUUCCCAAAAAAUGGCAGAAUAAUCUCUAUUCGACUCCGAGGACAACCAACAAAUUUAACAACAAUACAAAUCUACGCACCAACUACAGAAGCAGAUGAAUCAACAAUCGACAGUUUUUGCAUGGAUUUACAACAAACACUAGACAGUACACCAAAAAAAGAUGCCAUCCUGAUAACUAGAGACUGGAAUGCAAAGGUUGGAGAAACGGUGGUACCUGACAUAGUUGGAAAAUUUGGUUUGGGGAAACGCAAUGAACCUGGGGAGAGAUUGAUUGUUUUCUCUGAAGAAAACGGUAUGAUCAUCACCAAUAUAUGCUUUCAACAACCAAAACGACGAUUAUACACAUGGACAACACCAAAUGGCCAACAUCGAAAUCAAAUCGAUUAUAUUCUCUACAACAGACGAUGGAAAACCUGUAUAACAUCAAUCAAAACACGACCAGGAGCUGACCGCGUCACUGAUCACGAACUCCUAGUGGCAAAUUUUUGA